AUGUUUCGUAGCCUUUUCCAUCGUUCCUAUUCAUAUGUUAUCACAUUUCGUGGAUUUCUGGAAACACGACAGAACAACGUUGGAGCUCUAUAUCUUCACACCUCUUUUAUUAAGUUAAGGAGCAUUGAAAAUGAGGUAAAGCGUUAAAAGCACCUCGAUCAAACAUGUUGCAUUGCAGCAUGCAUGCUACAAAAGGUCUCAGGCUGUCUCUAUUUGAUUUUUAAGCAGAUUAAGCCUUUUGAAAUGAGAUUUUCUUACCGUUUACAGAAACCAUGCGGUUUAAAAUUUCAAACGUAAACAUUUAGCGAUUGAACUUGACCUUAGGGUAGCUGAACAGAUUGGGCUAUUGCACUUAAGAUCCCUUCCCCCCGCCUCUCAAUGACAGCCCUGGGUUCAUCACAGUUAAUACAGGUUCAUUUUAUACAGUUUGACUGUAUUAAGCGAGUCUUUCUUAACUCUGUCAUGUCCUUGUUUUUCAGAAUCGAAAUGGAUUGGGUAUAAGCUAUAAAGGAAAGAUUCCUCUUGGUAAACCUGCUGUCCUUGUUUUUAUUUUCCUGUGUUGUGAUCUGUGUUUGUAAAGAGCUACAGAUGAAAGUUGAAUGCCCAUUCAAAUAAUAUAAAACGAAAACUAAUGUUUUAACAGACAGGUAACAAUUUCCUGUGUAUCUGUUCAGUUACGGUGUACAUAUCCCGAGUGACAUCAUAAUGUUGCAACAGUAUCGUCAGAACAAAAAAGCAGCAGUGUGUUGGUCAUGGAUGUUCGUACCAAAAUUAUGAUUUUUCUCUGUGAUCGAUAACUGAAAAGACAGUAUGGUAGAGGAAUCUAUUUGCCUUCCAAACUGACAAAAAUUGAAUACUCAACUUAAACCAUUGGCUGUUGAGUUUAAGGUUUAGGUUGAAAUUUAAAGCUGUUUUAAAAUGGAUGUUAUUGUGCAAUUGAUUUGCAGACAGAUUGACAAUAAAGUAUGCAAGAAGCUCUGGUCCUGGGGGACAAAAUGUAAACAAAGGUGUGUGUUGUCUGGCUGCAAAAAUGAGACAACUGAGGAUAUACUGUAGGUAACAAGGCUACAAUUGAAGAGAGUGCCUCGAAUGAGGCCCUAGGAGGCCUUUGAUGUAAUGCCAAACUCUCCUUUUGUUUCACAAGCAAAUACAAGGCAAUUUAGAAGGAGAAUAUAACAUUUAAACAAUAUCGUAUAUGAUCUAAUAGACACCCAGUUUUAUUUAAUUUUUGGUGGUUAAUAGAGAGGAGGAGUUUGGCAUUCGGGCUGGGGGGUUGGGGUGGGGGGGUGCACAUUAAAAAACAAGAGGCAUUUUUUGGAGAGGGGGCAUCAAUUAGAUAAUUUUCUGUAGUCACUUAGGGUUUUUUGAUACGCCCUCUCAAUUAAGAGUGACUGUUCCACCUUUUAAACUGAGUUGCUGAACCCAAUUUUUUUUGGUUUUGCAAACUUAUGCAUACAGAAUCAUUAGGAGGCCUAUGUGGCCAGAACUUAACCCACUUUCAGUAUGAUAAAGCAACUCGACAAGAGCGAGUAUUUUUUUUACUGACUCAUUUAAUUGUGAUAUUUUUCAGUUAAUACCAAGGUAGACUUGAGAUUUCAUUUGUUAAGUGCAGACUGGAUACCUGAAAAUGUUCAGCAAAAGAUUUUGGAGAGAGUAAGACGAAAGUAUAGUUACAUAAACCUCAUCGUUAUCAAACCAUGUUAUAGCAUCCUGGUUACCCCUCACUAUAACAUUCUAACCGUUGUAAAAACAUGUAAUAUUAAGUAAUUUUGUUCACUGACCAUAAAUAUUAAAAUACUUUAAGGCUUUACUGCCAGUUAGUAAGGAAGAUGUUUUGAGCGACUCUCCACUUCCCAAUCACUCUUCAUAAAGGUCAUAAAUGAGGUUUGAAACUGUGAUCCUUACUGCUGGUCAGAUUAGCAGAACACAGAACUAUUCUGUAUGCAGUGGAAAUUUUGCCAAAAACAAAGAUAUAAUAGGCUUGCAAAGCUCUCAGAAUGAGUUAUUUAUUUAGCUAACAAAGCAACAGAUGAAUGACCCAAUCAAUGUUCCUAGCCCUAAAAACAUAAACAGCUGUGUUCCAAAGGCCAAUAAAAAUAUAGGUCUCCAAGAGCUUUGCAGUUCCAUAGUAGUAACUGCAUGCCAGCAUAGGUCCCACAUGUGACUACCUAUUACCAGCAUACAUUACAGAUGUUGUCUAACCGUAGCUAGUAACAUAUGCAAAGCAGUGCCGAAAUCCUUGUUCUGGGCUCCCAGCGGACUCAACGAAUUACCAGAAGUGCGUUUUGAAGGUCCUUUAACCUGACUGGCAAAUCGACAAUGGUUUUUCUAAUGGGGCAAUCACUGUGCAUACUAAAAUCCUGGCUCAUAACAGGGUUUGGUACUGGCUCGCAGACAUAAGUUUCAUCCGUGGCACAGGCUUCCUAAUACAGGUUGCACUAUAAAUCCAAAAUUUUUUUACAUCCAACAGGAAAAGAAUCGCAUCAACAAGGAGGGUGAGCUAGUUAUAAGCUCUACCAAGUACAGAACCCAAUUUAAAAACUUGGAAGAUGCUAUUCAGAAACUGGAAACCAUCAUUGAGGAUGCAUCAUUUGUUCCCAAAGAAACCACACCAGAGAAAAAGGCUUAUGUACGAAAACUGUAAGAAAUUUAUUUCUCUUCUUGUUACCCUUUUAACUACUCUGUACACCCUUAUAUCUAUGAUUUCACUUACGGGCAUAGCAUGAACUUUACAGGGAUUGUUUGAUUGGCUCGAGUAAGCGGCCACGAAAACUACGUGGAACUUCCCUUAAAGCGGCCACCCAAAAAAAUGGGUGACCGGUCGUUUCGCCUAUGAGUCGUUUCACUCACGUCCCGUUCGCUAACAACUUAUGCCGUUUCACCAAGAAGCGAAACGAGCGCUGCGCAUGUAUAUGUUUCGUUCUCUCAGCCAUGGUACAAAAAAAGUGCGAUACGCAUGCAUAUACUUCGUUCUUUCAGCCACUUAUCAGGCGAAGGCAGUUAGGGAACUGACCCAACACGUACGCGGAACGACUUCUAAAGUUAGUGAACAGAACGUUAGCGAAACGAGUAGUGGGCGAAACGACCGAACGCGCAAUGCUUAGUGGUCACUUACGGGAGGUGAUAGACAAGAAAAGGGGGCUGGGCUUAAGAUUUGGGACCUGAUUCGGGAUUUUAAAGCAAAAUGGGGGUGUAAUUCGGGAUCGAAAGUAUGCACGGAAUGCGGGAUGCCCAAAAUAAACCGCGAGAUCCGGUAUUUGGCUUAUUUGAAAGCCGGCUUCAGAAUUUUAAGGCAAAAUGGGGGUGAUAUUCGUGAUUGAAAUUAUGCACGCGGGAUUACUGGAUUGAGCGAAAAUUUAGGUCGGGUUGACGGUAUUAAAGAACCCAAUUGGUGACCUUGCCUCAUGGAGCUAAGGCUUGCGUUCUGCUUAUCUUUCAGGAUGCGACACGCCAAUGAAAAGCGUCUUCGAGCAAAGAAGUUCAUGUCCGACAAGAAAAGAGACAGAAAGCAGCAAUGA
This is a messenger RNA of Porites evermanni, 3518 nucleotides long. Lineage: Eukaryota; Metazoa; Cnidaria; Anthozoa; Scleractinia; Poritidae. The record is from the annotation of a GenBank genome assembly.